GCUAAAAUGAACAGCUCUGAUGAGGAGAAGCAGCUGCAGCUCAUCACCAGCCUGAAGGAGCAAGCAAUAGGCGAAUAUGAAGACCUUAGAGCAGAGAACCAGAAAACAAAGGAGAAGUGUGACAAAAUCAGGCAAGAACGAGAUGAAGCGGUUAAAAAAUUGGAGGAAUUUCAUAAAAUUUCUCACAUGGUCAUAGAGGAAGUUAACUUUAUGCAGAACCAUCUUGAAAUAGAGAAGACUUGUCAAGAAAGCGCUGAAGCUUUGGCAACAAAGUUAAAUAAAGAAAAUAAAACACUGAAAAGAAUCAGCAUGUUAUACAUGGCCAAGCUGGGACCAGAUGUAAUAACUUUAGAAAUAAACAUCGACCAAGACAAUUCCUCUGUGGACCCCGAGGGUGCUGCAGAGACGUGUAUCUCAGUCCAUUGUCAAAAGCAAAUCAAAGAACUUCGAGAUCAUAUCGUAUCUGCUCAGGAAGAAAAGAAAAAACUAUCCAUUGAACUGGAAAAUGUCAAGAGCAAACUGGUAGAAGUAAAUGAAGAGGUAAAUAAAGUUAAACAAGAAAAAGCUGCUUUAAAUUCAGAAGUUCUCAACAGAAAAGUCUUAGAAAAAUGCAAUAGAGUGUCCAUGUUAGUGGUAGAAGAGUACGAGGAAAUGCAAGUAAACCUGGAGCUGGAGAAGGACCUUCAGAAGAAGGCAGAGUCAUUUGCACAAGAGAUGUUCAUUGAACAAAACAAGCUAAAGAGACAAAGGCACCUUCUGCUCCAGAGCUCUGCUCCGGACCAGCAGCUUUUGAAAGCUUUAAAUGAAAACACAAAAUUCACCCAGCUCCUUGAAGAAGAGAGAAUUCAGCAUCAACAAAAGGUCAAAGAAUUAGAAGGGCAACUAGAAAAUGAAACACUCAACAAAGAGACCAACCUCAACCAGCAACCGGAGCUUCUAGAAGAUGAUAAAAAAGAAUUGGAAUCGAAGAAUCAGAAUUCUGAGGAGAAAGCCAGAAAUUUAAAGCAUUCUGUUGAUGAACUCCAGAAACGAGUGAACCAGUCUGAGAAUUCAGUUCCUCCACCACCACCUCCUCCACUGCCACUCCCCACUCCACCUCCCAACCCUAUCAGAUCCCUCAUGUCCAUGAUCCGGAAGCGGUCCCACCCCGGCGGCAGUGGUCCUAAGAAAGAAAAGGCAGCUCAGCCAGAAGCAAGUGAAGUCACAGAUCUGAAGAGGCAAGCAGUUGAAGAGAUGAUGGACAGAAUUAAAAAGGGAGUUCACCUCAGACCAGUUAAUCAGACUACCAGACCCAAGACGAAGCCAGAAUCUUCAAAAGGCUCUGAAAGUGCAGUGAAUGAACUCAAAGGAAUACUGUGGAUCAACACCCAUCAGAAUCUUAAUUAUCGAUAUGCAAGUACUUCCCCACCCCCGGCUCUCAUGUAGGCAGUUCAUCAAGAGGAGUUCUUGUGCCGUUCUUUUGAUAUGAAAGCUAACAUCUUACAUCAUCACUAACAUCAUCCUAAGUGAUCCAGCACUAUAUCUUGUUGAAGAUGACCACAUUAAAAAAUAUAUAUUAAAAAAAAAAGGC
Talpa occidentalis (Iberian mole) is the source of this 1570-nucleotide messenger RNA. Its product is annotated as shootin-1-like. The record is from RefSeq and is a predicted model, not a curated record. NCBI's taxonomy places the organism in Eukaryota, Metazoa, Chordata, Mammalia, Eulipotyphla, Talpidae.